AUGUCGACUCACUUUAGCGCAAAUCAGGUAUCCUUUUCCUCUUUUUUAAACAGUUCAUAACGCUGAUAUUUAGUUGAAUUCUUGCAGCCAUAGUGCACUUUGUAAACUCAAAAGAAAACUGGACAUUUGCUGGUCGGUUGUAAUAGUUAUCGUCGGAAAUCUUGUUCAUCAUUGCUCGUCUUCUGCCUUUUUGUAAAGCUUAUGAUAACUUCCUUUAAUUCGUAUUCCAGUAUGAUCAAGCCUUUUUAGCCCAAAGAUUGCAAAACUGGGAAAUUCCGAAAAGAUUUAAAGAGGUAAAUCUUAGUUAUUUUAAAGAGCUUGUAAUGAUAGCCUAUUAUUGUAGAAAGUUAAUAUGUUACUUCAGAUGGAUGCGCUGAACUGAACCUUCGAAAUAUAUCUCACCUCUUACCUUGCAGUAACAAUUUUGGCAUGCAGCUUGCGCUACAAGGGUUUCUCCUGACAAGUUCGUUUUAAACAAGGGUAAUCUAGGACACCCUCGAUCCGAGGACUUACGACUUAAUAAUAUUGCGUUCUACAUCAUGAUAUAUAUAUAUAUCACUAAACAGGCACUUUUUGGAAAUCUGCACUACAGUCUUACAGAAGUAAGACCAAGUAAUUGCUCUGCUCUAAAUAUUAAUGCAGUGAUAUAUGUCUAUACUCUUAAAUGUUUUCCUAUUUAUAAUUACAAAGGUAUUUGCUGUUAGAUGACUGAGUAAGCAGACUGACAGUUUGCACUUAUGGAUACCUCAAAGCAGAAAGCAGUAUAUCAGCCUUGUUCCCUAGCGGGAGAAAUGAAGGCGUGACAAACGAACCCCAAAGGAAGUCUGCAGGGAGGCUACCUUGUUCCCAAGGUUGUCUCCUUUUGUCACCCCAAGUACGGGAAUCUGGGUACUGGAACAGGCAGAAAUAGCUGCCAGCGUGGACCAGAGAACUGACCUUAAGGCCCCUCACUCUUAUGUGUGUGUGUGUCUUUCUGCGUAGCAUAGACAAAAUAUGCAAUACUUAUAAUCAAUAACUGAGAGAGUUUUAAUUUUUACUUGUCUGUAGAGACCGUCCACUUUAGAAGGGUUUACCCAACCAAUCAGCAAUGAUCGUGGACAUAUUUUGCCUGGAAUACCACGGUCAUCGAAAAGUCCAUGGGGCGAGUUUGUUGGAACAUGGGAUCUACAAAGAGCACCUCUUAAAACAAAAACGAUAAAGACAAAUGCACUGUCAUCAAGCAUUCAGGAUACAGCACCAGCUCCUGUAGACAAGCACCGAACUCCUAGCCCAAAGCAAGAAGAAGGCCAAAAUAUUGCCAGAAGCCCAACACCACAACAAGAAGCUGUGUUAAGGACUCCAAGCCCCAAAGAACGCACAAGCCCUCGGCCACAAAGCCAGGAUGGUAAAUGCAACAAAACACCCAGCCCUACUCAACUUAAAAUGGCAGAAGUACCUGCCUCUCCUGCAAAAAGCCUCACCCAGGAAAUUGCCAUGUAA
Messenger RNA from Porites lobata, 1479 nucleotides. The record is from the annotation of a GenBank genome assembly. NCBI's taxonomy places the organism in Eukaryota, Metazoa, Cnidaria, Anthozoa, Scleractinia, Poritidae.